This is a messenger RNA of Hypomesus transpacificus, 8846 nucleotides long. RefSeq names its product cilia- and flagella-associated protein 46. Gene Ontology annotation, molecular function: protein binding. The record is from RefSeq and is a predicted model, not a curated record. Gene Ontology annotation, biological process: axoneme assembly; cilium movement involved in cell motility. Bases 364 to 8367 code for a protein of 2667 amino acids. The transcript has 60 exons. Lineage: Eukaryota; Metazoa; Chordata; Actinopteri; Osmeriformes; Osmeridae.
AACUAGCUAGCUAGCUAACUACAUGUAGGAAACGUAAUUCACAUUUCCUGAUACGGAUAGCUGUAGCCUAUAACUUGUAGUCUGGGUUUGUGGGAUUUAGCUACUGUUGCUACUGUUUUACUUACUUAACUGCUUUUGAAACGGAAUACGGUUAAUGGCUUUGCAAGCAAAAUCCGACCCGUCAUCUGGGUGACAAGUAACUCUAGGUAGACUACUCUACUGUAACUUAACUGCUACAGCAGCCACCUAGUUAGUACUGUAUCGCAAGAACUACAGCUAGCUAGCAUAGCUUUCUUUCAAAACUAGCACCAAUUAAUUUACUUACUAGACUAGUCAGCUAGUUUGAUCUGAUCUUGUAUUACUAUGGACCUUCCCAUUCGUCAAUAUUUAACUCAGGCGCAGCAACAUAAAGAUGUAGGUGCACUCCGUUCAGCUUACGACUUGAUUGUCAAGGGAACGUCUGAAGAGACUGCCUCAGACACGCGAUGCUUUGGUCCUCCAGAGUUGUACGUUCUAUGUGCCGAGCAAGCUCUUCAGCUGGGUUGCAACAAGAUCAGCAGAGACUGUCUAAGGAAGUACUUUGAGGGUAAACCCCCUGCUAAUCAAUUCCUGUGUCGAGCAUACCUCUGCCAAGGCCAGCUGAACUCUCCCCAGACCGUUGGGAGUGUGGAAGAGAUUGAAAAGGCUGUGAUUUAUUUUCUCAAGGCGAUUGAGAUUUCAAAGGACAAACCAAGAUACCACUUUCUGGUGUUCAAUGCCUCAGUGCUGUACUUCCAGAAGGUGCGCCCUCUCAUGAGACCUCGGCUUCGCCAGCACCUGGUGCCCUCCCUCUCCCAGGUGGUGAAGGCCCUGGAGGAGGUGGGGGAGCCCAAUCACAGCUGGAGGGCACAUCUCAUGCAACUCCUUGUUGAAUGCCUUGUGGACUCAGGCAAAUGGAAGGAAGCUUGCAGUUUUGCCAAGGCCACGUCUGACUUCAUAGAGUCACAGGCCCCUGACCUGUAUCCCAAAAUCUUCUCCCUGCAGGUACGACACAAGUUGUUUGACUUCUCUAAAUCCCCCAAACAAACAGAAGCAAGUCCUAUGUUAUCUGUUAUUUACAAAAUGCAGAACCUGAAACAUGAGGUUGAGCUCGGCGAGGCGAAAAAUGACUACACCUCUAAGUUGAGUGAGAUAUUCCAUCUGCUGGUCCAGUCCGAGCCCCCCCCGCAGCCUGCUGUGGCCCCAGACACCAGGCCGCCUCCAGAGGAGCGCCUCUCGCCCCUCUCUCCUCCCGACAGGACGUCUUUCCUCCUGGAGCUAGCGCUGCUGGCGUCGCAGCUGAAACAUCAGCAGAUGGCUGCUGACUGUUUGAAAGAGCUCAAGACAGUGGGAGUCCAAAGUGUUGGGCAGGGCAUAAUGAUCGAAUGUGUCGAGUGUGAAUUGGACCUACAGAAACAAGGGGGCAAAAUGAAGGAUUACUGUAAAUCCAGCGUGGAGGCCCAGCUGAAGGUGGUAGGCAGGCUGGACCAGUUGCUGCAGAAUGCAGUGAGAGACGGGGACGCCCGUGUCAUGCAGGGUGUGUGUGCCACACAGUGGAACGCCUGUCUACCUCUCCUGCAGCACAACCUCAGGAGGAAAAUAAAGUCAGCGCUUCUCAGAUUGGCUGAAGCCCUUGAAGACACCCACAGCUUGCUGCUGGAGUCACGCUGUCAAGUCCACUCGGAGCUGGCGCUGAUAGAGGAGGAGGAGGGGAGGUUGGACCCGGCCCUGGUUCAUCUUCAGAAGGCCCUGCUGCUGGAUGAGGGAGGGGUGCAUCGCGAGCGCCUCUGCUCAGCCGUCCACCUCCUGCAGCUCAGUGGGACCCUCUAUCAGACCCCCGCCAGGACAGAGGACCAGGCUGCCAUGCUCAUCCAACAGGCGAACGGGCAGCCACAGGAGGGGGUGAGGAGGAGACGGCCCAUGCUGGUCACCGCAGGGCUCGCUCUGGCACCUGAUGCUUUCCAGGUGCUACUGGACGCAGACAACACUGUACAAGGCACAGAGGGCCCUGGGCUUGUGGGCCAGCUCUCUGCUAGGGCUCAGCACCACGCUGCUUGUGUAGGCAAGCUACACGGACACCUGGCCAGACAGACAGACAGCAGCAACCCCAGAGAGAGGAUGAAACUGUGGGCAGCUUUAGCAAAGGCAGCCAGGAAGCAGGAAGUAUGGGAUGUGUGUCGUGCUGCCUGUCGAUUCUGCUUGCUUUAUGAUGAUGGAAGAUGGAAAAUCCCCAAAACUGAGGGUGAACGGAAAGAAGACGAGAUCCUCGGAGGCAGUUUCCAUGGCGACCUGCGUCCGUUGGCAGUGGGACUGGUCCAAAGCACAGAGAGGGACUUGCUCCGCCUCUUGGCUGAAGUCUGCUUCAUUAACGCAGAGGCCACCAUCCACAAGCUGCGCACCGAGGGAGUGCAGCUCAACAGCCCUGCCGUGCCCCCGGAUGAGAGAGGGCGUGGCCCCUCAGACGACGAUCCACAGUGGACAGUCUACAAGGACUGGAUCCAGAGUUUGUCGGCCUACGCCACCUCCAGCUUCCUGCGUGCGGCGGACCUGGGGGCAGAGUUAAGGGAGGCCUGGGUGGUUGUCAACGCAGCAGUGUACUUGUGGAACUACAACAGCCAUCUGCUGGCUCAAGGGGAGCACAGACGCCUCCUCGCCCCCUUCCAGAAGCUGGUAGAGCUGCUCAAACAGACGGGACACGCAGGGGAGCCGGUGUUGUUGGUGUUGCUGUGCGAUGCAGUGGCCCAGGGGAUGAUCCAGCCCUGGAGCGGGGCCGGGGCUGGGGCCGGGGCUGGGGCCGGGGCCGGGGCCAGUCAGGAGACGCAGGAUGGUGGAGGCAGGGGGGCUCCUCCAGGGGACAAGGCCAAGAAAGCAGCUGGGAAGGGAGCUGAGAGGAGCAGCAGCGUCCAUGGGGUCUUCCUGGACCCGGCUGCCCUGCAGGAUGUACGCAAGGCACUGGAGCUUUGUGACUAUGCACUUCACCUGUCCAACUGCAACAUUCCUGGGGAGAGCAUCCCCAUUGCUGCCAGGAAACAGGUGGUCUCCACGUGGGUGCGGUCCAAGAGGCUCCUUCAGCAGCAGAUUGGCCAAAAGCUGGACAUUGAUGACGAGUGUAAGAAUGAGUCAGUGUCUGCCAUGACACGUGUGUUGGUUGGAGUGGAGAUGUUCCUGUGCAACAGUCACCCCAGACAGAUGGAGUUCUCUGUCCCGAGUCUGUCUGCUUUGGUUCGCAUGGCAUCUGAUUGCAAGUGGAGUGACCCUGUGGUAGAGCUGCAGGUAUGGACCCAGCUGGCCUCCUUUUCCUACCACGCCCACGACCACAACCUUGUCAGAACCUGCACCCACAAUGCACUGCAGCUGGAAGAAGCUGCUUCACAGAGGCUGAAAGUCAUGCCCAAUGCUCUAUACAAGCCCUCAGCAGUGCAGGAGAUCCUGAGCAACGCGGCCCUUUUGAGAGGACUUAGCAUGGCCCACAAGUCCAGUGGCCAUCCCCAAAGCUAUAAAGCAGCCCUGAGAAUGCUCCAGUCCAGUGUCAGCUACGCAGAGCAUGCUGGGAACCCUGCUCUGUGCGUGGCUGCAGCCAGGCACUACUGGAACGCCUGCCUGCCCCUGACGGAGACCCCUGCCGAGAGGCAGCACCUCAGGCAGCCUCUGGAGAGCGUCCUGCGCGCCCUGGCCCCCUGCAGCACCAAGGAGCCCAGGGGGAAAGGUAAAAACCUCACUGCAGGGCCCUCUGGGAGCUCUUCGGGCUCGGGGACCGGUGAGGGUGACCUGACCCUGAUAGCAGCCAUGUACGGGCUGCUCUUCCACAUCCAUGCCGACAGGGCUGACUGGAAGCAGGCUGUGCAGGUGCUGGAUGAGGCCAUCAGAGACAUGCCCCGCACCAGAGCCAGGAUACUCCUGUUCAAACACAGGGUGUUGGUGCGAGCGCGGCUGGGAGAGAGCGUGCUGAUGGACAUGCAGAAGUUCAGGGACGAGGGGGAGCUCUCCUGUUCCCACAUGUGGCACCGGGUGGCGCUGUGUGCCCAGGACAUGCUCCAGCAGCUGGCCAGCUACCAGAACUCCAUCACAUCCCUGGUGUCUUUGCAGAGUCAGUGGCAGAAGGUGGAUUACCUGUUGGAGUUUGGAGGAUGGCUGUUCUGUCAGAACUUCCCCCUGGCUGAUGCCCAGUCCCAGGUCCAGUGGGCCGUCGACAUCCUGCUCCUCGUGGACCCUGAUCAGGGAGGAAUCACAGAUAAAGCUUUGUCAAAGGGGUGUGAACCGAAAGGAUUGGAGAGGAAGGAGAAGUUGCAAAGUGGAGAGAAAGCUGAGGGGGCAGGUCUGAUCCCUGUCAAGUGUGAGUCUCACAUCGGGGUGCAGGGGGUACCGGCUGCUCCCUGUCUGUCUGACCUGAGGGAUGUGAGGCGCCUGGACGGCCUGGUCCGAGCACACACGCUGCUGGCCGUCAUGGCCGACAGGACGGACCCCCAGCACCAACAGAACCUGCUCAGGGCCUACUGCUGUGUGCUGCAGAUCUGGCAGGUGUCCAUGGCAACAGCUGUGGAGGUCAUCAAGGAGAUGCAGAAGAAACUCACUGGGCAGCUGUCCCAGCUCCCCCCCUCUGCCACCUCCAAAAAAGACAAAGAGAAGGAGAAGGACAAAAGCAAGAAGACCAAAGAUGUACAACCAGCCCCCCUCGAGGAGAGGCCUAAACCCAGACCUUACAGCAACGCCCUCCCCUGCUCUCCUGAGGAGUGGGCCCGCUACGACUGCUCGGAGGAGCUCCGCCAGGCCUUCAGAUACGACUCCAGCCCCAACAGCAUCAACACACACAGCAUCAGCAAACAGACACAGAGCAUUUUUUACCUGGAUCUGCUGGCCAAGGAGCUGCAUUCUCUCUCCCUCACCCACCUCACCCUGCCCAUAAUGCACCUGGCCGAGGUCAUCGCCCAUGACCUGCUGGACAGACAGAGCCUCUCUGAUCUCUACCGCCUCAGAAUCGUAAAGAGCUGUUGUCAGUUGGGGAUGGAAACAUGUUCACCGUUCCGUGAGCAGGUCCUCAGCCUGGCUGGUCUCCCUGAGCAGGAGCAGAUGGAGUGCCGCAGAGCCCUAACCCUGCAGGCAGAGAGGAACGGUCUAGAAGGAUGCAAGAGAGAUGAGCCGUUUGUGCUGGACCACGGGGGGGUGUCUGGGAAGCAGGGUGCGGAUGUGUGUGCUCCGGGUGUCUGGGUAGACAAGGCGCAGGAGUGUCUGAGCCUGGGGCUGUACCAGCCGGCCAGACAGCUACUGGCAGAGGCCCAGCUGGUGGCCAAGGUGCUAGGUGACCAGGCUGCAGUGGCUAGGGCAUUUUACGGUCUUGCAGUCCUAGCCAGCUCUGAACAGAACCACAGCCAGGCUCUCGCCCUGCUGGAGAAGGCCCGGGAGCUGGGGGGCGAUGAGGAGUUUUGGUAUCAGGUCACGCUCGCGCUGGUGAAAUCCACUGUGGACCUGAAGGCUCCGGAUACCGCCGCUAAGGUCGAUCAGAUCAUAAAGCGGGGCUGUGGGGCUCUGAAGCUGGUGCUGGGGCAGAGGCAGAACAGCGCUCCAUACCUCCGCUUCCUCCUCACCUCUCUGGAGACCAGAGGAGCGCGAGAGCGGGUGUGCGGAGCCAGGCCUUGCGAGCCUGGAGAGACUCUGUCCACCCAGUCAGUACAGAAACUGAUGGCUGCUUGUGAUACGCUCAGAGAGGCAGUGGGAGAAUUCCUACGGCUGGGCCGGAGAGAGCAGGCUGUGGAAGCUCUUCUGGAGCAUGCACAGGCUCUGAGAGUUCUGGCCUCACACGCUGUCAAUGUGGAAGGGAAACAGCGCUAUCUAUUGGAUGCAUUUUCCCUUCUGCAGCAAGCUGUCUUCGUACAGGAACAUGUGGCGCUAAAUGCCCAAAGCCUGUUCCCAUCACAGGAGGGUCGUCCCCUGGCUCUGCCAGCUAUGCGUGCGCUGGUGCGUGUGAGACUGGCCCUGGCACAGUUGUCUCUUACCAUGCUGGAGCAGGUGUGUGUGGCGGAGAAGAGACUCGCCCUGGCCCAGGACAGGAAGGGCUCUGUGGAGAGGACCCUGGAGGAGUUUGGACGCAGCACACCUGACCUCAAUUCAUUGGAGCAGGAAUGGGUGACUGUGGGCAGGACCCUGGCGCAGGUGGCUCUGUGCCAGCUGAUCACGGUCACCUCUCUGUCCCUGGACUGUGUGGACAGCAGAGCCCACUCCCUAGGCCUGAUGGGAAAGUGCCUGAGGCUGCUGGCCAUGCAGAAGGACCCUCUGUACCCUUACUCCCUCUGGGAUGGACACAACUUGGACGAGGGCCGGGCCGGGGACGAGGCCCCCCCAGCGCUACCAGGCGAUGACUUAUCCAAAGAGAAUGUUGGGGGCUCAAGCGGAACGGAGGCCAGGCUAUACCCGGCCAAAUGUGCUGAGCUUCAGGGGAGGAGGCGCACGGCCCAGGAGCUUCUGGCCCAGGCCACGGAGACCCUGGGCCAGGCCAUCGCUCUCUGCCUGCAGCACAGGCUGCCCCCUCAUAUCCUCUCACAAGCCUGCCUCAACAUGCUGGAGUGCCACGGCCAGUUUGACCCAGGGGCCACUGGUCAGUACAUGGCCCUGCUACAGAGCUGCUCCUGUGUGUCUCUGCUGGCUGACGUUGUGAGCUCAGCCUGCUCAGACCCCAGUGUGUCCCGGCUCUCUGCCCUGCUCAACCUGCACAGGAACCUGCUCCUCACGCAUGAGGAGAGCCCUAGCAAGCUGCUGGGGGCGGCCGAGGACUCCCUCCACAGCCUCUCUCAGGUUUAUAGCCACCUGUCAAUCAACCCCAACCACCUGAGUCUCUUAGGAGAGCUGCCAUCCAACAUGAAGAUCCUGCUGCUUCAGCACUCAGAGGACAGAUCAGUCCUCUAUGCAGCUUUCUAUGAGAGGAGCAAACAUACUGAGAGUCAGAAGGGAAAAGCCAUGCAGGGAUCAGCAGGUACACUGGUCUGCAGUCGGGUCGCCAAGGUCUCUGUCCAUCCUGGGGCCCUGCUGGCCCUCCGUGCCAAGACGAAGGCCUUCCACCACCAGACGAGACACGCCCUGCUCAAGGAGGCCCGUUGGCAUGGCAACCACAGCCGCCCGGGGGCUGAUGGCGAGCGUCACAGCCCUCCCAAAUGCACCACGGAAGAUGGACUGGAAUCUCUCUUCAGAGAGGUGGUGCAUGAGAUGGAGGCCUACCUGCAUCCAGUUCUCUCGCAAUUUGAACUUUCAUGCCUCAGGCACCAGACUCCAUCGAUAUCCAUCCCCGAGUCCAGCAAGCCCAAAGAAAAGGACGAGAAAGCCGGUCCAGACAAAGGUCUAAGGGUGGGCUCUCCCGCAGAGCUGGGAGCGUGUGUGGUGCUCCUAGCUGAUGUGCCGCUGAUGGAGCUGCCUCUGGAGGCCUUGUCCGGCCUGCAGGACGAGGGCCUGAGCUCCGUGUCCCGUGACCUCUCCCUGCAGCUCCUGCACUCUCGCCUGCACAGGAAGGAGCAGCCAGUUGAAAGUGACAAUAAAAAGGAGACCAAAGGUGGAAAGGGAGCCAAGGGAAAAGGAGAUCAAAGCAAAGCCAUCAAAGUGGUGCCUGUAAAUCGUGUGUUGCCUCCGAACACCCAUCCGGUUGACACACACAAGAUCAAAUAUAUCAUCGACCCUUAUGACGAAGGAGAACUUGAGGGUGCUAGCCUGUCUGAGAGGAUGAAGAGGACUCUGGAGGCCCACAGCCAGCAGUUCACACCCCUCUGGGAGGGCUUCAUGGGGGGGGAAUGCACACCCAGUGUUGCCGAGGUGGAACAGCUGCUGACAAGCGGCAGUGCUUUCAUCUUCCAUGGAAUGGAGCGCUUCCUGGCCAACAUCCCUCCUGCCACGCUGGCCGCCCUCAACUUAUCUGAAUGCCAGAUGGCCCUCAUCUUUGACCUGGUCCAGAAUAGCGCCAGCAUGCUCCGUCAAUCCAAGCUUGACGUGAGCAAGAGUGAAAGACACAUGGUCUUGGAGAAACCCCUGGAGACAGUCCUGCUGCUGAGUCUAAGUGGGGUCCGCUGUGUCACCCUAAACCAGUGGCAUAGCAGCCUCCAGAGAAAUGCUUGCAACAUGGAUGCCAUCAUGGACAAUCUCCUGAGGGUAGGACUAACAUCUGGCCAGGCUGUCCAUGCCCUGAGGAAAGGAGAAGUUCAGAGCAUAGACCAAGAUGGGAAAGCUACUCCUGCAUCAAAUGAUGCUGUUUCACAUGUGGGUUCUGACUCAAGAAGAGCUGAGAGCUUGGACGACCCACCGCACCGCAAGCUUCCCCCGCUCUCAGCCUACAACUACAUUAUCUACGGACUGCCCAACUUGGUGGUUACCUGAUACACUUGAGUCCCCGCAAACAUGUUUUUCUACUCUUAAAGAAUAUACGACAGGUCCCCAGUUCUGACCAAAGUACAGUAAUCUAAUAAAAGAGAAACUUCUAAAGCUCUUAAAUCAAACAAAAAAAUCAUAUUCCUUAAGAUGAUCCAGUUCACCCAGAGGCAGGUCACCAUGUUCUUGCCCUGACUUCAGUUACAUAAACAGCUUGCUCUUCCCAACCUGUUUUGCUGUCUAUUCACACUACACUACACAGAUGGAAGUCUUCUAAAGUCCUUGGCACCAGACCUUCUAUAGGGGAGUAGGGGGCAGCAAGGGGAGCCCUCUGAGGCAUGGUGGUUCUCCUGACCCCUUUACUGCACAGGACCUCACACUGCUUCUCUGACUUGGCAGUCAUUCUAUUUCACUUGAAGUAUAUUGACUGUUGCUGUCUUUAUGUUUGGCUUUUUAAAGCCACUCCUUUGUUUAAACUUUAUGUCCAA